This is a messenger RNA of Ruditapes philippinarum (Manila clam), 339 nucleotides long. RefSeq lists its product as uncharacterized. The record is from RefSeq and is a predicted model, not a curated record. The transcript has 4 exons. The annotation marks the transcript as partial. Lineage: Eukaryota; Metazoa; Mollusca; Bivalvia; Venerida; Veneridae. Gene Ontology annotation, molecular function: ATP binding; protein kinase activity. Gene Ontology annotation, biological process: protein phosphorylation.
AUGGAUGUUAUUGUGAAUAUAUGUAAAGGGAGAAAUGAUUUGGAUGUUGACAUUGAAAAUAAACUCGGAAACGGAGCAUUUGGGACCCUUUUUAUUGGAUUCCUGAGAGAUCAGAAGUUAAGAGGUGAAGGCAAAGUCAAAGUUGCAGUUAGGGAGAUAGACUUUCAUAGAAGAGCUGACCUUUGCGAGUUCCGUGAAAAUGUACGAACUAUGACAGAACUGAAUCAUCCAAACCUUUUAAAAGUAUUUGGGACUUGUGAAGUGGACGGUCAAGAAUGCCUUGUAACAGCCUAUAUGAAAAACGGGUCUUUAGGAAGAAACAAAGAAGGAGAAGCAAAA